AUGGCUGGCGGUGAGUCAAUCAGGUCUGGCCCUGUUGGGACACUCGACGUAGCGACCGACCGGUUCGUGGAGACGGAUACACCUCUGGAACAAAAGGCAAACCAGCAUACAAGGGCAUUGCAGACUGUAUCGUUCAAUGACGCCUCCGUACUUUCCGUCGCCAUCGACCAGCGUCGUGGCAUCCUUUUCUGCGGCUCGCAGUGCGGUACAAUCUUUGUAUGGGAUAUGUCCACGCAGCAGCAGCUUGCACAAUUAAUGGGGCACACGCGGAGUGUACUUGCCUUGGAAAUCGCGCCGGGGCGAGACUGGUUGUUUAGUGCCUCGUCUGACAGCACUGUCCGACAGUGGGAUUUGGCGACGUACGAGCCGCUGUCCCUCAUAUACCCAGCCAGCGAUAAUUCUGGUGACAUUUUUUCCAUGGCAUGGUGCAGUCAGCAGGAUACGCUAUUUUUUGGUUGUCAGGAUACGUCGAUCCAGUGGAUUAGCAUUACGCCCACAUUUCUGGACGAUGCACCGCGCCAGGGCCUACCCGAAUCGCGCCCACACAAAUUUUUUGAUUCCAUGUCGCGGGCGAUGGGAUCGUCGCAGAAUACCCUUCCGCUCGCUGUGCGUACGGCUGAGCAACUCAUCCGGCGUACCGCCGUGCAGAUCAUUGCAAAAGCCGGUGAGGCACCGAAGUCUCGCACGCCGUCGAAAAUGGUGGUACUUGCGGUGAGCAAGUCGCACGUUUUGCCGUCGGCGCACUUUGGAUAUGUGUACAGCAUGAUUUUUGUACCUACCCGGGGCGAGGUGCCCCUCCUUGCAAGUGGCUCUGGCGACGAAACCGUGCGGCUAUGGGCAAUUGUAGACGGAAAUCCUGUGCUGCAACGCACGCUCGAAGUCGCAGAGCCUACAGGAGAUACUAUUCUGACCAUGUGCGCAUGGGAAACUACGCUGCUCGCGGGAAAACAAGGUGGGUUGAUUGAUGUAUGGGAUAUGGAUUCCUACACCCAAAUUCGUGCGUUGCGCGGCCACACAGACGACGUCCUGUGUUUGCAGCUUUCCGACCUUGGCGGGGAGCUUACCUUUUUCUCUGGGAGUGCAGAUGGGCAUGUCUGUCGCUGGAACAAGUACUUUCAAUGCGACGCACGCUGGAUUGCACAUGCGGACAUCGUGCAGAGCUGUGCGCUGUAUUUUGGGCGCAAAGGGGCCAAGAGCCAGUAUUCGUGGCUCACGACAGACCCCAUGCUCGUCACUGGCUCUUCAGAUGCAAGCGUCCGCCUUUGGCCGUUGUUGUCUAGCCCCUUGCCAGGGGUUAGUCCGGUACCGCCCCCAGCCCAUCCACCGUGCUCCUCGCUGCUGCACCGACUCUCGGAAUUCGUAGGGUACAAGAGUGUUUCGCAUGGUCCAACCCUGCUGGUCGAUGCCGAAAAUAGCGAGGAUGCUCGACAGGCUGCCCACUUUUUGAAAAACACGCUCAUGCAGCUGGGCGCGAGCGAAGUGCAGCUCAUUCCAUGCCGCACAGGUGCAAAUCCCAUGGUGCUCGGCACAUUUAAGGCAAAUAGUGUACGCGGCGCCAAGCGGCGCUGUCUCUUUUAUGGGCACUACGACUGCAUGCCUGCGAGCGAAGAUUGGGAGAGCAAUCCAUGGGAGUUGCACGGGCGCAAUGGGUAUUUGUAUGCGCGCGGAGUGAGCGACAACAAAGGCCCUGUGCUUGCUGUAGCAUAUGCGGCAAGCGAUCUGCUGCAUGCGCACCAGCUGGAUGUGGAUGUAGUCAUGCUGGUCGAGGGUGAGCAAGAGACGGGCUCCAAAGGCUUCCACGCAUGCUUGCAAGCGAAUCGCGCUUUGCUAGGCCACAUUGACGUUAUCUUGGUAUGCAAUUCCUACUGGCUCGGCGAGCAGCGUCCGUGCAUCACCGUCGGUCUUCGUGGCGUGAUUCAGGCCAUGGUUCGAAUCACUGCGCUCCGCUCCGACAUUCAUUCGGGUGUGGAUGGCGGCGCAGUGCAGGAGCCAAUGAUGGACAUGGUCAAACUGCUUGCGACACUCACAGAUGCAAAUGGACAUGUGGCAUUACGUGGCUUCUAUGACCAUGUAUCUCCAGUGGAUGAGCAGGAGCAUGCAUACUACAGCAAGCUUGCGCACGAAGUGCAAAAGCAACCCGAGCGUUUGAUUGCACGCUGGUGCAAACCCUCGUUUACCGUUCAUCAAGUCACCAAUUCCGGACCGAGUCAUGCCACCGUGAUUCCGAGCUCUGUGGAAGCCUCGCUCAGCAUCCGCAUCGUGCCCAACCAGGAUCUGCAUGCGGUGGAACGUAUUUUAGAAGAGGGGAUCCGACAAAACUAUGUGGCAAUGCAAUCGACCAACCAGCUAGACGUGCGCAUUUUCCACCGUGCCGACUGGUGGCUCGGCUCCCUAGAACUUGCUUACACACAUGCCUUGGUUGCCGCCGUCGAGGCCGAAUGGCACGAGCCGCCUGUCAUGAUCCGCGAAGGCGGCUCCAUCCCUGGUAUUGCUAUUUUGGAAAAGGAACUUGGCGCCCAGGCUGUGCAUCUGCCCAUGGGCCAAGCCUCAGACCAUGCACACUUGCCCAACGAGCGGAUUCGACUCAUCAAUCUGGAAAAAGGACAAGCCGUCGUGCGUCGCUUUUUUCAGUUCCUCGGCGACAUGGACUAG
Malassezia vespertilionis is the source of this 2652-nucleotide messenger RNA. RefSeq lists its product as uncharacterized. Gene Ontology annotation, molecular function: protein binding; peptidase activity. The transcript has a single exon. The record is from RefSeq and is a predicted model, not a curated record. NCBI's taxonomy places the organism in Eukaryota, Fungi, Basidiomycota, Malasseziomycetes, Malasseziales, Malasseziaceae. Bases 1 to 2652 code for a protein of 883 amino acids. Gene Ontology annotation, biological process: glutathione catabolic process; proteolysis.